Apodemus sylvaticus (European woodmouse) is the source of this 2582-nucleotide messenger RNA. RefSeq names its product inositol 1,4,5-triphosphate receptor associated 2 (gene Irag2). The transcript is spliced from 22 exons. Gene Ontology annotation, cellular component: endoplasmic reticulum membrane. Bases 643 to 2331 code for a protein of 562 amino acids. The record is from RefSeq and is a predicted model, not a curated record. NCBI's taxonomy places the organism in Eukaryota, Metazoa, Chordata, Mammalia, Rodentia, Muridae.
GGGGUGCAGGGGAGGCAGUGUUAGCUGCCUGCUGGAGAAAGGGGAGUACAGAGGCUUAAGUGGCGUCUCAGGACUCCCUGGGGUGGAAGGAGCUGGGCCACCGGCCGGCUGGGCCUUGCAAACAGAACUGCAGAAGCUGAACCUGGGCUUAUCGCGUCCCUGAGAAGAAAAGCACAGUUCCAGCUUCCUGUGCCUAAGAGCAAGUGUGAGCAAGCGAGCGAGCGCCCUUCACGCUGCUGCUCAAGCCUAGGCUGACCUGCGCACAGGACAGGGAUCAGGAUGGGGCCUGUGGACGAAGCAAGUCUCCGCUACAAGAACUAGAGGAAGCAAUUCCAGAAGAACACAGCUCCCGGCGCCACCCAGACUCAGGAGCAGAAGACCAGGGCCGGUCAGUGGCUUUUCUGACGAGUCCCCUCACUAUGGUCCUCUGUCCCGCACAGACAGACACCGACUUCUACAGGAGAAACUGAAGCAGCCCUGCCACAAACCACAGCAGACGCAAGAAGGAAGCAGACAUCAGGUACCCCUGACCCGGAAACACGCGUUCCAGCGUACACCCCUGCUGGAUGCCCUGUGUCUUGCGGCCUCGCAGCAAUCUAAGGCUGGAACUGACACCUGUCUCAUGUGCCAGAAACUCAGCCCAUGCUCUGUGUAAAAGACCCCCCAGCGCAGAAAACACAAGAUGGGGCUUUGGACGUGACCAGAGGGUCCCAGUGCCCACUCCCCACAGAAGGCUCCGUCUUGGAAACGGAGCUUCUAGACUGUACCAGAAUGAACGAGGACCAGAGUACAGAUAUCCCUGGCCACCUGUCUCCUUGUUCCCUGCAGGAGAAUGGUGUUGACCACUUGUACUUGGAGAGUCCGACACAGCUCAGGGAUUAUCUCACACAGCCAUCAUCUGAACACACUUCAUCCUCGGAGAGUACUGUGACAUCAAGUGAUUCUGGAUCAGACACUUUGCACAUGGCUUCUGGUGACCUUGACUGCAAACCUCUCUGUGAGAACGAGGAGGAAGCACGAGCAGCCUCCGCCAUGCCAGGUGCCAGGCAAGCUCCCGAGAAUGCUGCUUGUGGAGACCCCGCGAAUGUGGGUGUGGCCAAGGCUGCAUCCCAGCAGAUUUCCAGCUUGGUGGAGUGUGGAGCUUUUAAAGAAACAGGAGAGGACCUCAGAACCACGGAAGACAGAGGGAAGGGCAGUGCCUCAGGAGAGACUGAGGUUUCCACGCCCCCCAAGGCAUCCAUGAAGCUGGUUAACUUUCAACAGAGUGAAAACAGCACUUCAGCCAAUGAGAAGGAAGUGGAGGCAGAAUUCCUCAGGUUAUCCUUGGGACUUAAGUGUGACUGGUUUACGUUGGAGAAGAGGGUGAAGCUUGAAGAGAGGUCCCGGGACCUGGCAGAGGAGAACCUGAAGAAAGAAAUCACAAACUGUCUGAAGCUUUUAGAGUCGCUGACACCCCUGUGUGAAGAGGACAACCAGGCUCAGGAGAUCAUUAAGAAGCUGGAGAAGAGUAUAAUGUUUCUCAGCCAGUGCACAACCCGUGUGGCCAGCAGGGCCGAGAUGCUGGGAGCCAUCAACCAGGAAAGCCGGGUGAGCAGAGCGGUGGAGGUGAUGAUCCAGCACGUGGAGAACCUGAAGAGGAUGUACGCCAAAGAGCACGCGGAGCUGGAGGAGCUGAAGCAGGCGCUGCUGCAGAACGACAGGUCUUUUAACUCUCUGCAGGAUGAAGAUGACUGUCAGAUUAAAAAGCGUUCAUCUUCUCUAAAUUCCAAGCCAUCUUCUCUUCGAAGAGUGACCAUUGCCUCUUUACCCAGGAAUCUUGGAAAUGUGGGGAUGGUGUCAGGCAUGGAAAAUGACAGAUUCAGCCGGCGGUCCAGCAGCUGGAGAAUCCUGGGUACAAAGCAGGGCGAGCACCGCCCCUCGCUGCACCGCUUCAUCAGCACCUAUUCCUGGGCCGACGCUGAGGACGAGAGGUGUGACGUGAAAACCAGAGACGCCCCGGACCCGCCAGGAGAAGAGGCGCUAGAGAGGACCAGGAAACCCAGCCUUUCUGAAAGGAGAAGCAGCUCCUCGGCCUGGGACAGUGGCACAGUCUGCAGCUCUGUGGCUUCCUGGGUCACUGGCCUGCAGGUGUCCUUCAGAAGAACCAACAGAGCGCUCUGGCUCGCCGGACUCCUCAUCGUCCUGUUUGCAGCCCUGGUGAGCGUCCUCACAGGUCAGCUCUUCCACACAGCCGUGGAGGCUGCACCCACGCAGGAGGGGGACUCCUGGAUGUCUCUAGAACACGUCUUAUGGCCGUUUACCAGACUCGGGCACGAUGGACCGCCAGUGUGACUGCCGCCACAGCUUAGUGUCCCCUUGGAUUUUAACUGUUCCUUCUGGGAUUUGUAAAUUAGUAACUUUUUAGUAACUAUCGUGCAAAAACUAGGGUCCUCGGCAGCUAGGAUCUUUUAAUUCCCCAACAAAAGCACAGGGGAGGAACUUCAGGAGGGAGGGUACCCCACCUGGGGUAUUUUAAUGAGCUUUCUGAGCUACAUAAGGCUUUAUUGCAAUGUAUCCAAAUAAAGGCCAUUCAGAUCUCUGCA